UUGGCCGGUGGGGUGGGUCAGUCCGGUCCACGCAUCAGCCUCCCAAUCCCCACCACCACCACCACCGCGCACACAAACCAGAGCCAGCGCCCACGAAUUCCGGCCGAGCCAACCAAUCCCGCGGAUCUGAUCCAGCCAUCCAUGCCUAGCUAGGUCUAGCCAAGCCAAGCCAGCCGUCCCGUCUCCAUCCCACCACCUCCCCCCCUCCCGUCCGCCCCGUCCCGUCCGGCCGCGCCGCGCCGCAACCCAACCCCCUCGUGGCCUCGUCUCGCCUGCGUCGCUCGCUCGAUCCGUGCGCGCGCGCGCUAGGUCGCCAUGGCCUCGGACCAAACCCUCCCCGUCCCGGUCUCGGUCGAGCUGCCCCCCGCCGCGCCCAACCCUCCUGACCCGACCGCACCCCUCCUCCCGCACGCGGACGACCCCUCCGCACCCCCCGCCGCCGCCGCCGCCGCCCGCAAGCUCCCCGUCAAGCGCCGCUCCCCGCCGCCGCGCCCCUCCUCCCCCUCCUCCUCCGACCCGGCCUCCUCCGACCCCGCCGCCAAGCAGCAGCCUCAGCAGCCGCCGCCGCCGUUCAAGUUCCAGCGGAUUUGGUCCGAGUCCGACGAGCUCCGCUUCCUGCAGGGCCUCCUCGGCUGCGGCGCGCAGGGGCUCGUCUUCCCGCGGGACCUCAACGUCUUCUACGACCGCUUCUCCGAGUCCAUGCCCUCGCCCUACACCCGCUCCCAGCUCUCCGAGAAGCUCCGCCGCCUCAAGAACAAGUUCCGCGGCAUGUCCGCCCGCGUCGCACGGGGCCUCGACCCCGCCCGCCUCGCGCCGCACGACCGCGACGUGCUCCACCUCUGCUCCCGCCUCUGGGACCCCGCCAACGCCGCCACCUCGCCCUUCGCCGCCGCCGGUGACGCCUCCUCGGGGAACAAGCGCCGCCGCGCCGCCCCGCGCGCCGGGCCGCUCAUGCCCCCGGAUCCCUCAGGGGACAGCAAUUCCCAUGAUUACAACGGCGGUAUUAGCGCCGGUACGCCCGGCGCAUUUGGGGAUGGGCACGGUGGUGAGGAAAUGAUGUAUCUUGAGCAGGAAAGUGGGCACUUUGGUUAUCAUGGAGAUGUCGCGAUUGCGGCUGACGGAAGCCUUGAUGGGAUUGUGAAGGUGCAGCCUGAGACUCUUCCUGCCCUCCCCAGUAUCGGGGACAUUGCGGUUCACAGUGAGAAUGGCAACGGCAAGGCCGUGGUGCCACGUAGCAAUGAGCAUCACAUGGCAAAUGCCGUGCUGGAUAUAUUUGAGGAGUGCUUGCGAGAGGUGAAGGCCAAUGGCAUUACCUACGGUGCUAAUGUGAAUGGGGGCAGUGAACUUGCAAGGCGAUGGAGAGCACAGAGGAUUGAUGAGCUUGAUGUGUUGAGCCGGAGGCUAAGGUUGCUUGUUGAGGAUGCUGCAGCGGCUGGUCGCUAAGCGGACAUACUGGUGGUUUUGGUGACGUGCUUCCGCCCUUCACCCCAUGUGUAUAAAAUAUUAAAAUCUAGAUUAUUAUGCUAUAUGCUUUUGUAGUUCCUCACUCAGCUUGGGCCUUGCCUUAGUCAGCCUAAUAUGCCUAUUAUUUAUGCCUAUGUACAUCGUCUACGGAUAUUGCCUUUUAGUUUAAUUAUUUCAUCAGCAUAAUAUAUAUGGUUCCAGCAUUGUUAUCUAUACAGCUGCCUGCUGUUGCAAUCGUUUUA
Molecule: messenger RNA, 1706 nt
Organism: Oryza sativa Japonica Group (Japanese rice)
Lineage: Eukaryota; Viridiplantae; Streptophyta; Magnoliopsida; Poales; Poaceae
Product: probable transcription factor At3g04930
Biological process (GO): regulation of DNA-templated transcription
Cellular component (GO): nucleus
Source: RefSeq, a predicted model, not a curated record